This is a messenger RNA of Diaporthe batatas, 2190 nucleotides long. RefSeq lists its product as uncharacterized. Gene Ontology annotation, biological process: transmembrane transport. The transcript is spliced from 2 exons. NCBI's taxonomy places the organism in Eukaryota, Fungi, Ascomycota, Sordariomycetes, Diaporthales, Diaporthaceae. The coding region runs from base 1 to 2190 and encodes 729 amino acids. Gene Ontology annotation, molecular function: transmembrane transporter activity. The record is from RefSeq and is a predicted model, not a curated record.
AUGUUUAGCAACUUCCAGUACCGACAUCUACCCGCGCUGUUCACCGCCGCCGCCCAGUGCUGGGGCACCAUCUUCCCACUCAUCAGCAGCACUCGGGGCGUUAUCGUUCACUACGGACUGCCGGAGCGGGUGGCUCAUGUGCCCGAGACGUGGACAGUCUGGCAUGUCGGCAACGCCCGCACGGCCUGUCUUGGCAUCCUCAUGUUUACCUUUUACGCCCAGCGCCGCUACGACGUCCUCGACAUGUUCUUGAUCGGCACCGGAUACCUCGGGCUCGUCGACUGUUACAUCUUGUGGAACGAGGGGCUGCCGUGGACGGGCAUCUUCCGCCUUGUCAGCUCGUCUGUCUUUGCUGUCCUCGGACUCGUCGGUUUCACCCAGGGCUCAACAACUGGUGUGGCCAUGCACGCCGCAUCCGCCCCAAUGGUCGCCUCUGUUGCCGAAGCGGAAAAGAUGGCUGAGAGACCCUCCAAGGAGGCGUCUAGCUAUCCUCGCGCCGAUAUCACCCUUCGAGAGCAAGACGGCGAUGGCGACGGCGGCGACGGCGAGGGAGAGUUCAAGGCCUCGUGGCGAAUAUGGACAAUCUUCAUCGUUAUCAUGGCCCUGAGUCUACUGUCAGGCAUCGACGCCACCAUCAUCACAACCUCGCUCCCGACGAUAGCCCGCGACAUCGGCGGCGCCAACCAGUACGUCUGGGUGGCCCAGUCCUACCUCUUCUCUUCCACCGUGCCCCAGCCCCUGUACGGCCAGAUCGCCAACAUCUUCGGCCGCCGCAACCCCCUUUUCGUCGCCAUCGCGCUGUUUGCCCUGGGCAGCGGUAUCGCCGGCGGCGCCCACAGUGUCGCCAUGUUGAUCGCCGGGCGUGUGAUCCAGGGCUUCGGAACCGGAGGGAUUUCGGUUCUCCCGGAGAUCAUCAUCUGCGAUCUGAUCCCACCCCGCUACCGUGGGCCGUGGCUCAGCAUGACCAUGGCCGGCGCCGCCAUCGGCACGACACUGGGGCCAAUCCUCGGAGGGGCCCUGGCGCAGAGCGACUGGCGCUGGAUCUUCUACCUGAACCUCCCCGUCUCGGGCGUGAGCUGUGUCGUCAUAUUCUUCGCCCUGACGGUGCAGUACAAGCGCAGCCCGACCUGGAAGAGCGCGCUCGCCCGUGUCGACUUUGCCGGGAAUGCCAUCUUUGUCCCCGCCAUGGUCUCCCUCUACUUCGGCCUCAUCAUGGGCGGCACAGAGGGCUAUCCGUGGUCUUCGUGGCGCAUCAUCCUGCCCAUCGUCCUGGGCGUCGCCGUCUGGGCUGCUUUCCAUGCGCACCAGGCCUCGCGGUUUUGCCGCGAGCCCAGCAUGCCGCCGCGCCUCUUUAAAUCGCGUACUUCGGUCACGGGCUUCUUCCUCAUCUUCAUCGCCGCCAUCAUCCUGCAGGCCGUCAGCUACUUCCUCCCCGUCUACUUCCAAGCCAUAAAGGAAACCUCGGCCCUUCAGUCCGGCAUCAACUACCUGGCUUUCGCCCUAGCUAUCAUACCUUUUGGCGGCGGGGCGGGAGCUGUGCUCUCCAAGACGGGGAAGUACAAGUUCCUACACUGGGGCGGCUUUGCCAUGAUGGCCGUCGGCGCGGGGCUCUUCUCGACGCUUCGGAGGAACUCAAGCACGGGCGCCUGGAUUGGAUACCAGGUGAUUGCAUCCGGCGGCGCCGGCCUCAUCUUCACCGCAACACUGCCCUCCACGCUUGCAGCCUUGCCCGAGGCGGACGUGGCCACCGCCACAGGCACCUACUCGUUUGUGCGGGCCAUGGGCCUGGUCUGGGGCGUCACCAUGUCGUCCAUCAUCUUCAACGGCCAGGUCAACAGCAACCUCAACAUCGUCCAGGAUGCCAGCCUACGGGGCUUGCUCGCGGACGGUGCGGCGUACGGUUUUGCGGCGGGUGGCCAAGGCGGCAACACAAACAUCGGCGGCCUGCCUGACCCAAGUAAGGGCCAGGUGAUCCGGGUUUACGAAAGGGCCCUGCGUGUCGUAUGGCUUGUGUUUGCGGGUGUCGCGUGCCUAGGCUUCCUUGCUACGUUUUUCGAGAAGCACAUUGAACUGCGGAAAGACAGCACGACUGAGUUUGGCCUCAAGGACGGCAGAGAGACCUCGGAGUCUUCGAUGGCUGAGAAGGGACUCCCAUCACAAAACGCAGAAGACAAAACGACUCCUAUGUAG